Molecule: messenger RNA, 1260 nt
Organism: Thlaspi arvense
Lineage: Eukaryota; Viridiplantae; Streptophyta; Magnoliopsida; Brassicales; Brassicaceae
Source: the annotation of a GenBank genome assembly
AUGACGACGAUUGUUCCCACUUCCGAAGAAGAUCCGUUUCUCGCUGUUGUCCGAUUCACUUCCCAGCUCGCCUGGGCUGAUGCUGGUCCCGAGCAAUCUAAGAUUAGUCUAGUUGAGCAACUUCCUAACGUAUCGUUUGAAAUUGUAUUCUUUGCUCAGGCUGCAGAGCCAGAGAUUACCAGGCUAUGUAGAGAGGCUGAGGACUCAAUAGUAGCAGAAAAGUGGUUGGAAUUAGCUUCGUUAAUGGUAACUUCAGCUGAAUUGGUGUCUUCCAAGAUAUCUGAGAAAGAUCUUGAGUGUACCUACACCAUCAUUUGCAGUCUUGUCAAGAAGGCGAAUAACCCUGACGAUGUCCUCGAAUUGGUGAAAGCCAUAUCUUCUAAGGUUGUUCAACAACCGAAUGACAAAGCUUCGCUUCGUUUGAAGAUCCUCUUCAAUCUGUAUAACCUACUGGACCACCCGUAUGCUCGUUUUCAAGUGUACAUGAAAGCUCUAACACUGGCUGUUGACGGGAAGGUUACUGAGUACAUAGUUCCUUCGUUUAAGAAGAUGGACAACUUUUUGAAAGAGUGGAAUAUUGACAUUAAAGAUCAGAGGGAACUCUUCCUUGCCAUUGCUAAUGUCCUGAGAGAAAACAAAAGCUUGGUGAAAGAAUCCCUUCAGUUCUUGACGAAGUAUCUGGCGACUUUCUCCAAUGAGGAUGCUCAGGUCCUAGAUGCAGCUAAGGAGGAGGCUGUGCGUGCAGUUACUGAAUUUGUUAAGGCUUCAACUAUCUUCCAGUGUGAUUUAUUGGAUUUGCCAGCCGUAGCACAGCUGGAGAAGGAUGCUAAAUAUGCACCGGUUUACGAGCUGUUGAAGAUCUUUCUUACUCAGAGAUUGAGUGCCUACACGGAAUUCCAAAACGCAAAUUCGGGAUUUCUGCAAAGCUAUGGACUUGUGGAUGAAGAUUGUGUAGCGAAGAUGAGGCUGUUGUCACUAGUGGACUUGGCCUCAGAUGAAUCUGGCAAAAUACCUUAUGCAUCAAUUAAGGACACUUUACAGGUAAACGAAGAGGAGGUUGAGUUAUGGAUCGUGAAGGCAAUAACAGCGAAACUGAUUGAUUCCGCUGCUCGGAGCGUGAAUUCGGGUCAAAGCAAUGGCAAUCACUUCGAACUAAGCUCGCGACUUGGCGGUACAAUCGAAUCGAACAAGGUAACGGAGGAAGGUUCUCAGGCAUCAUCAUCAUCUACUGCAGCGAUUCAAGGCUUGGCUGUUCGUUAA